AUGCAUAGUGCAACAACACCAAGUUCGAUGAAAUCAGAUGAAACAACAGACGAAGAAUUAAACGAUAACGACACCAUAUUUAAACCAUUAGUUCACACAGAUUCAAGUGAUUUCGAAUGGAGCGAUUCAGAUUUUUAA
This is a messenger RNA of Entrophospora sp. SA101, 138 nucleotides long. NCBI's taxonomy places the organism in Eukaryota, Fungi, Glomeromycota, Glomeromycetes, Entrophosporales, Entrophosporaceae. The record is from the annotation of a GenBank genome assembly.